Messenger RNA from Medicago truncatula (barrel medic), 1107 nucleotides. Its product is annotated as MYB-like transcription factor ODO1. Bases 53 to 871 code for a protein of 272 amino acids. The transcript has 2 exons. The record is from RefSeq and is a predicted model, not a curated record. NCBI's taxonomy places the organism in Eukaryota, Viridiplantae, Streptophyta, Magnoliopsida, Fabales, Fabaceae.
GUGAGACUUUUACUUUUGCAUUACUUUGAAGGACUUGCAUUGGUCGUGAGUUAUGGGGAGACAACCUUGUUGUGACAAACUUGGUGUGAAGAAAGGUCCAUGGACAGCUGAGGAAGACAAGAAACUCAUCACUUUUAUUCUUACCAAUGGACAAUGUUGUUGGCGUGCUGUGCCUAAACUUGCCGGCCUUCGGCGUUGCGGUAAGAGCUGUCGUCUUCGUUGGACUAAUUAUCUUCGUCCUGAUUUAAAGAGAGGUCUCUUAACUGAAGCAGAGGAGCAGCUUGUUAUUGAUCUCCAUGCCCGUCUUGGCAACAGGUGGUCGAAGAUUGCUUCACGGUUACCCGGGAGAACAGACAAUGAGAUUAAAAAUCAUUGGAACACACACAUCAAGAAAAAGCUCAUUAAGAUGGGAAUUGAUCCCAUUACUCAUGAACCUUUGAAUAAACAAGCAUCAUCCAAUGAUAGUAGUACUUCAUCCCCUGCAGAAAAUUUUUCACAGCCUGUCAACAAUCAUGAAGUGAAGGAAACUGAUGGGGUUGUCAAUUCAGAGGAGAAUUCAAGCUCAUCCCCAGCUGAAAAUUCUUCUGGAGAAGAAUCACUUUUGCUAGAUAGCAUUUGCAGUGACGAUUCUCUAAUGAAUAGUAUAUGGUUGGAUGAAACACCAUUGGUGGAAGCCCUUUGGGAAAUGGACACUACACCUAUAGCAGAAAAUACAAAAAAUGACAUAAAUUUUAUGCCUUCUUGGGAGGAUAAUUGUGCUUGGCUAUUUGAUUGUCAGGACUUUGGUAUUCAUGACUUUGGAUUUAACUGUUUCAAUGAGAUUGAGUCAAGUACACUGCAAACUAUAGGGAUCAAGGAAAAUAAACAUUAGCAUAUGAAUAAGCAAGUAUAUUUGGCUUGUGAAAAAAAAUACCAUGAGCUCAAAUUAAAGCUGUGUUGAGUUUUAUUUAGUUAGUGUUUCACAAAUGUUCUUGAAAUUCCUCUUAUGAGGUUCCUAGUGAACCAAAUCAUAAAAAUGAUAGCAAGCCAAAAAUCAUGGUAAUGCUACAUAGUAAAUAUACUUUCUUCCAAUUAAUUGGUGUAAUUUUAUGUGUACUUUAGUGGCAU